Messenger RNA from Aspergillus caelatus, 1302 nucleotides. RefSeq lists its product as uncharacterized. The record is from RefSeq and is a predicted model, not a curated record. The transcript has a single exon. The coding region runs from base 1 to 1302 and encodes 433 amino acids. NCBI's taxonomy places the organism in Eukaryota, Fungi, Ascomycota, Eurotiomycetes, Eurotiales, Aspergillaceae.
AUGGCAUAUUGUUUCUUAGAGGACAGGAUUCCGCUUCAGCUUACACACGCCCACCCCGAGCCCCAGAGGCGAGUAGCCGAUCUUUUACCAUCUCGACAUGUCGUCUUGCCCUUUAAUCUUCGGCACAACAGGUACGCUCUCCGUGGCAAGGCUUGGGAGCAACUGUUUAAUCUAUUUCCUGAUACAAUAUCCGUGUCGUCUGAUGGAUAUUUCCUCGUGUUCCACCUUGGUUCUCUCCCUCCCAAGCCGUGGCCGAUUACCAUCGCUGGCGUCCAGCCAUACUUCACCACCGAUCUAAAUGACGACGGACCCAUCCCUCCAAUCAAACGCGCAAGCAAAACAGUCCUCCGCGUCUCUGCUGAAAGAAACGUCACCAAGCUUCCGCCGGCGAGAAUCGAUGAGGCUUUCGAGCUAGUAAUAGAUUACUUCUUAAGCUCCAAAAUUCCUAUUACAGAGAUUCAGUACUGGGACACUUUUUUUGUCAUUGUCCUGCAGAGCGAGGAAAUCGAUAUGGCGGAAGUUCCAAGUGCCAUAGGGCAUUGUCGGUGUUAUUAUCUCUUUGAAGAGGAGAUGGGCCGUCCCCAUCCGGACGAAUUUCUAGCCCAGAGAAUCCGUGACCCAAACGGUGAUAUUGUGGACAACAGCAAAUAUGACGUAUUGCGUCCUGGGGUUAUGCUCGGUUCGGAGAGGCAUCCUAUCAGUGGACUCGAAUUACGCACAACCUCUGGGGUCCUUGUCGAAGACUUCAGGGGUGAAAGAUACAUCACUGCCGCAUCACACGGCUUUCCACAUGGCGAUAGAGUCUUCCACCCAUCCGCCGGAGGCAGAGAAAUUGGACGCCUCACUAUGGAACUCACUUACACUGAUAUUGCGAUUGUGAAGCUCCAUGAGAAUGUGCAGUUUGUGAACGAAACCUUCGAGGCCACAUCGCUGGGGGUGCCCCCAACGACGCUGGUCGAUUUCAUACCCGCUGAUGAAACGCAGAUCGGCUCCGAAGUGUACAUGAACAAUCCAUUCACUGGUUACUCUGAAGGCACAUGCGGGCCCCACUCCAGGCUGCGCAUUCCAUCCGACGAUCCCUAUCAAGGAUCCAUACAAUGGAUCAAGGCGCGGUGGGUUUAUAUGGGUCAGGGAUUUAUUGAUAGGCCGGAGGAUGGUGUCUGUGGGUCUGCUGUCUGGAAUGAGAAUGGGCAAGUUCUGGGGUUCUUCUGUUAUGCUGGGAGGCCAGAGCAAUUAAGGGACUGGCGCUUUAUGGUGGCGUCAGAUAAUAUUAUGGAAAAGGGGUUCAAAAUAGCUGCGUAG